UGUCGCCGCAUUAUUUUACGCGAUUCACAACGACGCCCCGAUAGACGCCAAGGAGCAGAUAGAACAUUCCGCCAUAAUUGUAAAUUCUGACUCUGUAAGCGCAAGACUCAACAAGAUCCACUCUGCUAGUGCGAUGUGUCCAAUCCUGUACGUCGCAACGGAACGGGACGCCCGACAACGGAACUUCGACAGCCUUGUGAAAUUGAUCGAGCGACAAAAUCCAGACAUUCUACUUGGCUGGGAAGUGGAGGCGCUUUCGUGGGGCUAAGUUUUUCAGCAUGCGUUUCACCUUGGCCUCGGUAACACUUCCCAAUGAGAAGUACCGCACAUGCAGAUGUUUUCCAAAUCCGACGCCCACGCGUUUGAGAAGGACGAUGUAGGUGAGGUGAAGGUACCUGGUCGUAACAUCCUCGAUGUCUGGAGGAUCAUGAGACAUGAGGCAGCGUUAUUGACGUACACCUUUGAGAACGUCAUGCACCACGUUCUACACGAGAGAAUUCCGUGGCCUUCCUUCAAGACGUUGUCCACUUGGUGGAAACAGGAGAGCAUGAUAAUUAAAAGCAGAGUUAUACGUCAUUAUGUCACCAGGGUUGUAGGCACUCUCAAGCUUCUGAAUCACUUGGAUAUUAUAGGUAAAAUUAAAAAUUGAAAUUUUUUAAUUUUUUCUUCAUACCGUUUAUGGUAUCUAUUAUUUAUUUCAAACUUUCUUAAAUUCAUUAUUUUAUGCUCAUUAUAGGUCGCAUGUGUGAACACGCCCGAUAUUUCGGCAUACAAUUUUACGAGGUUUGUUCGCGAGUUUCGCGUCGAGUCUAUGAUGCUCAGAUUAGCGAAACCGAUGAACUACAUUCCGAUCUCACCGUCCGUGCAGCAGAGACCGAAGAUGCGCGCGCCGGAGUGCCUACCGUUGAU
Molecule: messenger RNA, 909 nt
Organism: Wasmannia auropunctata (little fire ant)
Lineage: Eukaryota; Metazoa; Arthropoda; Insecta; Hymenoptera; Formicidae
Product: DNA polymerase zeta catalytic subunit-like
Exons: 3
Coding region: 329-649 (106 amino acids)
Biological process (GO): double-strand break repair via homologous recombination; error-prone translesion synthesis
Cellular component (GO): nucleus; zeta DNA polymerase complex
Molecular function (GO): DNA-directed DNA polymerase activity; nucleic acid binding
Source: RefSeq, a predicted model, not a curated record